AUGAAACAAUUAUCAUCACUGAAUGUUUAUAACAAUGAAAUUGGUUGCGAAGGAGCCAAAUAUAUAAGUGAAAUGCAACAAUUAACAUCAGUUGAUAUUUAUUACAAUGAAAUUGGUGAUGAAGGAGUCAAAUAUAUCAGUGAAAUGAAACAAUUAUCAUCACUUAAUGUUUAUAACAAUGAAAUUGGUGAUGAAGGAGUCAAAUACAUCAGUGAAAUGAAACAAUUAACAUCACUUAAUAUUCCUGACAAUCGAAUUAGUGUUGAAGGAGUCAAAUAUAUCAGUGAAAUGAAACAAUUAACAUCACUUGAUAUUUCUUAUAAUGAAAUUGGUGAUGAAGGAGUCAAAUAUAUCAGUGAAAUGAAACAAUUAUCAUCACUUAAUAUUUCUUACAAUGAAAUUGAAUUUUGGCAGGGGGGCGGAAAGUGA
Molecule: messenger RNA, 429 nt
Organism: Naegleria gruberi
Lineage: Eukaryota; Heterolobosea; Eutetramitea; Acrasida; Naegleriidae
Exons: 1
Coding region: 1-429 (142 amino acids)
Biological process (GO): activation of GTPase activity; nucleocytoplasmic transport
Cellular component (GO): perinuclear region of cytoplasm; cytosol; nucleus
Molecular function (GO): small GTPase binding; GTPase activator activity
Source: RefSeq, a predicted model, not a curated record